Messenger RNA from Mizuhopecten yessoensis (Yesso scallop), 424 nucleotides. Its product is annotated as conserved oligomeric Golgi complex subunit 5-like. Gene Ontology annotation, cellular component: COG complex. Lineage: Eukaryota; Metazoa; Mollusca; Bivalvia; Pectinida; Pectinidae. The record is from RefSeq and is a predicted model, not a curated record. The annotation marks the transcript as partial. Gene Ontology annotation, biological process: intra-Golgi vesicle-mediated transport. The transcript has 3 exons.
GAAACCUGUGACUUACUAAGGAGGAUAAUCCGUAUCAUGUACCUCAGCAAACGUCUACACAGUCAGCUACAGGGAGGGGCAAGGGAGAUAACCAAGGCAGCACAGAGCCUUAAUGAACUGGAUUACAUAUGUGAGGGAGUUGAUUUUGCUGGCGUAGAAAUUAUAGAGCAGGACCGAAGAUUUAUCAGAGGAGCGAGGAACGAUGUUGAAACACAGGCUCAGAAAAUGUUAGACCAGGGACUGGAGACUCAGAACCCAACACAGGUGGCGACCGCACUUCAAGUGUUCCACAACCUGCGGUGCCUGCACCACACAGUGGACAGGGUGGUGACAAGCUGUAAAGAGGGGCUUCACAAAAACAUCCGCAGCUGUCUCGAUAUGCAGGCCCUCAGUCAGCAGCAGUCCUCAGCCAUCGGCUCCAGAG